Molecule: messenger RNA, 1575 nt
Organism: Penicillium paradoxum
Lineage: Eukaryota; Fungi; Ascomycota; Eurotiomycetes; Eurotiales; Aspergillaceae
Product: glycosyltransferase family 69 protein
Exons: 1
Coding region: 1-1575 (524 amino acids)
Source: RefSeq, a predicted model, not a curated record
AUGACUGAACGAUUGCUUCAUCCCGAUGAAUGGGAACUCGCCUCACGAUCCUCAGUCGACUCGCAGGGAACAUUCAAUCUUGACGAGGCUGAUUUUGAAGCGCAAGUUCCAUCGUCGUCCAAAUUUGGCACACGCCGGCUACCCUGGCUAUCUCGCAUCAUCUCCUCCGCCUCGGCAGGUUAUCGCCGCCUAAAUAAUCCUUCCAGGCCGGCUCUCGCAGGAACCCCACGACCGAGCUGCUCUCGACGUUUCUGUAUCCGCCGCUGUUGCUAUAUCCACGUCGUUGCCGGCAUCGUCUUUACACUCGCACUUUUCACCUCAAUUCUCUUCCCUUCUUAUACCCACCCGCCGGCGCACUACACCACACUCCGCGAAUCGGUACUGGCGAGUUCAUACCCUGGACGAGGUAAUCCUCGCAGUGAGAAAGUCUUUAUCGCCGCAAGUCUAUAUGAUGAUGAAGGCAAGCUCGCUCAAGGCCAAUGGGGAACACAGCUUCUUGAGCUCAUCGAUUUGCUCGGACCGGACAAUGUGUUCCUGAGUAUCUACGAAAAUGAUAGCGGCGAGGAGGGAGAGCGCGCCCUGCGUGCGUUGGAAGAUCAAGUGACGUGUCAGAAGUCUAUUGUUUCUGACAAGCAUCUGGACCCGAAGAGCCUUCCAACUGUGACCAUCCCCGGUGGAUCCAACCGUGUCAAGCGCAUUGAAUAUCUAGCCCGGGUCCGGAAUCGAGCAUUACAGCCAUUGACCGACCACCCAGAUAUGAAAUUCGACAAGCUCCUCUAUCUGAACGAUAUCCUCUUUCACCCCCUUGAGACCCUCCAGCUCUUAUUCUCAACCAACGCCAAUGAGGACGGCGUUGCCCAAUAUCGGGCAGCUUGUGCCGUAGACUUCGACAACCCCAUCAAAUUCUAUGACACAUACGCUACCCGCGAUCUUGAAGGAUACAGCAUGGGCCUCCCCUUCUACCCCUGGUUCACUACGUCUGGCAAAGGAGAGAGCCGAAGUGAUGUCCUGGCCGGGAAAGAUGCAGUGCGAGUGCGCAGUUGCUGGGGCGGAAUGGUGGCAUUUGAUGCCAAAUAUUUCCAAGCCAGCUCACCAGGUACAAGCUCCAACCCAGCGCGCUUCCGUUCCGGAAAAGAUCUCUUCUGGGAGGCAUCUGAAUGCUGUCUCAUCCACGCGGACAUCCAAGAUCCGCAAACCAACCCCGACAAUGUCACUGAUACUGGCAUCUACAUGAAUCCAUUCGUGCGAACCGCUUAUGACCACCGCACCCUGUCUUGGCUAGGUAUCACCCGCCGCUUCGAAGGUCUAUACUCGUUCCUCCACAACCUUGGCAAUCACCUUGUCGGAUUGCCUUGGGACAAUCCUCGUCGCACAGAAGUUCCUGGUCAAACUGUGCAGGAGAAUGUGUGGGUAGCUGACGCUGCACAGAAUGGUGGCGGUUCUUUCCAAGUUGUUGAGCGGGUCGCUGGCAAUGAUGGCUUCUGUGGCCGUCGUGGACUUCAGGUCAUUGUUGAAGACCGCAAGCCCGGGCAGAAAGGAUUCGAGGAUAUUCCUGUCCCGCCGCAAAAGCUCUGA